Messenger RNA from Erigeron canadensis, 2564 nucleotides. RefSeq lists its product as uncharacterized. Gene Ontology annotation, biological process: protein autophosphorylation. NCBI's taxonomy places the organism in Eukaryota, Viridiplantae, Streptophyta, Magnoliopsida, Asterales, Asteraceae. The transcript has 6 exons. The record is from RefSeq and is a predicted model, not a curated record. Gene Ontology annotation, cellular component: plasmodesma; plasma membrane. The coding region runs from base 142 to 2373 and encodes 743 amino acids. Gene Ontology annotation, molecular function: ATP binding; transmembrane receptor protein tyrosine kinase activity.
UAGCUCUAUGAUAACGUACACGUACUAAAUACAUACACGUACACCUUUCAAGUUCUAAACAUUCCAUUCAUUGGAACACUUGAUUUCAUUUUUUCUUAUAAUUAAUCAUCAUUAAUUUGAUCAUCCACAAAGAAUUAAUUAAUGGACCCUUUCCUGAAAGAGUUUGAACAUCUUAGAAUCCCACUCAAAGAGAUAAAACGAGUUACCAAUAAUUUUAGGAACAAACCUAUCGGGUCUGGUGGAUUUGGGAACGUUUACGAGGGGGAACUUUCUCACUCUAAGGGGCGAAGCCAUGUUGCUAUUAAACGUCUAGACCGUAAGUUUGGGCAAGGAGAACCUGAGUUCUGGAGGGAGAUAAUGAUGCUCUUCCGAUACUCACAUGAAAAUCUCAUCCCUCUCCUGGGAUUUUGUGACGAGGAUGGUGAAAAGGUAAUUGUUACCGAGCUUGCAUCUAAUGGAAGCCUCGAAAGCCAUCUUAGUUCCCGUGAUCUUACGUGGGAACGACGUAUCAAGAUAUGCCUUGACGCCGCCAAGGGACUUAGCUACCUUCAUGAUGACAAGGGCACGCACCAACGAGUUAUACAUCGAGACUUGAAGAGUGCCAACAUCCUGCUGGAUGACGAAUGGAAGGCUAAGGUUUCUGACAUGGGACUGGCAAAAGUAGGACCGGCUAAUCAGGAGCACACGGCUCUUUUCACGGAAGUUGUAGGUACCCUUGGGUAUGUUGAUCCAGUUUAUGCGGAGACGAGUGUCUUAACGAAAGAAUCAGAUGUUUAUUCUUUCGGCGUUGUUUUAUUGGAAGUGUUGUGUGGAAAACUAUGCAAUAGAAAUGGUUUUUCAGUGGCUACAUGGAAGAAAAGCUACAUAAAUAAGAAGACGCACGAGAUUAUCUUCCAAGGUCUCACCCAACCAAUGGAGAUGACUUCUUUGGAAGCAUUCUCCGAUAUCGCGUUCCAAUGUGUGGAGGAGUCUCGUGAAAAGCGGCCAACAAUGUCUCGUGUUGUUGAACAACUUGAAAUGGCGCUUCUGUUUGAGCAGUACCGUGGCCUCAAACUGCCAAAGGAGUAUGUAAUCAUACUUAAUAAGAAUGUUGCAACAUCUCUCAAAUACAAAUCUGUUGAGGAACUGAAAUUAGUUCUCUCCAAAGGGGUCUUACUUGAUGCAGACAAAACGUGGUUUUCAAUAAAUGACAAGGGAGAGCACUCUGUAUUGAUAUCAAUGGAUGAAUGUUUGAUUCGAGAGGCAGGAAAAGAUUAUGAAUUUUCGACUAAGUAUAAUUCAAGAUUUCCAGUGGGUACAUAUUCUACACUAGAUCGCAAAUUUAAAACUCGUGUCAGGACUCAAUUCUUAACACCAAACAUCACAUACACUAUCAACCUUGUCUACAAAAAUUGGUUUAGUUCAGGUCCUUUUCAUUCGGAGGAUGUGAUAGAAAUUGAAUACAAGUUAGAUGAUCAUAUUCAUGGGGAAACAAAAACUUGGACUACUUACCUUGGUGAUCACAGAGGAAAUGGGUGGUACGCGGUUGAAUUAUAUCAGUUUACUAGCGACGGGACACCUGUUAAUCUUGAUAUUAGUUUUGAAGCCAAGCUUUAUUCUGGUCGAGUAGUAGAAGGCAUCGAGUUCCAAUCCAUGGAAAAUGUGGAAGAAGGUCAAGCCUCAGACGAUCAUGAUAUACAACCACCACCCGUAUCAGAUUCAGAUGGCGACAUAAAGGAUAGAGUGAAAUGGAAAAUCAAGGAGCUUUACUCAAUUUUUCGUCAACGAUUCUUAAUCGUCGAUGGUUCAUUUUUUAAAAGGCUUUUCAAUAACAGAAAGUGGUAUUUCCUCGAUAAAAAUGGGAAGAAAUGUCUAAUGAUAUCAGCAAGAGCGGCUUUUCGUGUGCGCAAGAUCAAGAAAACUAGUUGGGUCCAAUCAGAAAAUUCCAGAUUUGGUAAAGUGCUAAUGAUCAAAGUAAUUAAGGGAUUUCCGGUAGCUGUGAUUCAAAACAAAAUAAAAUACCAAGCAUUAUCACCUCAAACAAAGUAUGCAUGUUACCUUGUCUACAAAUUACCAGAAGACCGAUCAAAUUUACAGAUGGCGCCGGUGGAAGUGAGAGUGCGUAGUACAGAUGACAAGCAGUAUGUCUAUUUAGUCAGUCCACAAAUCCCAGUUAUAAGACAAAAGGUUGAUGAAAUCACCCACAAACCAUUGUUUAAACCCAAAAUAAAAGGCCUUCCACAACAAAGGAGCGACGCUUGGAUGGAAGUACAAGUAUAUGAAUUUCAUACCACUGACACUACGGAUGGAUUUAUCCCGGUUCUACGACUGACUUGCUACUCUGGGGACCUAGAAGGGCUUAUUCUUCAAGGAGUUGAGAUUAGACCCAUAUAGCUAGAUUAUAUAUAUUCAAUUAAAAGUGAUCCCUCCAGUUAAUCGUGAUUGUGCCCAUGUAUGUAAAACCUGUAUGUGGGUGUUGCUUCGAGAUACUCAAAUUAUUUGCUUUUUCAGAGGUCAUAUAUAAGCUUUCAAGAAAUAUGUCUUUAAUAAUUACAAUAUAAUUUUACCGUGACAUUUUUCUAGAA